Messenger RNA from Anoplophora glabripennis (Asian longhorned beetle), 3885 nucleotides. RefSeq names its product regulating synaptic membrane exocytosis protein 2 (gene Rim). Gene Ontology annotation, molecular function: small GTPase binding; transmembrane transporter binding. Lineage: Eukaryota; Metazoa; Arthropoda; Insecta; Coleoptera; Cerambycidae. The record is from RefSeq and is a predicted model, not a curated record. The coding region runs from base 1 to 3885 and encodes 1294 amino acids. The transcript has 16 exons. Gene Ontology annotation, cellular component: cytoskeleton of presynaptic active zone; presynaptic membrane. Gene Ontology annotation, biological process: intracellular protein transport; regulation of synaptic plasticity; calcium ion-regulated exocytosis of neurotransmitter.
AUGGACGACGGAGGGCCGGAUCUGUCUCACCUAACUCCCGAAGAGCGGGCCAUCAUCGAAUCUGUGAUGAUCCGUCAGAAGCAGGAGGAAGAACGGGAACAAGAAAUUAUGAGGAGGAAAGCUGAUGAGGUUCAGAUUUUAGAAGAGACGAUACGUGCCCGCAACGAACAGCAAAAAAAGGCAGGAGUGGAGCUGGACGCAACUUGCCACAUAUGCCUCAAAACCAAGUUCGCAGAUGGUGUCGGCCAUCUUUGCAACUACUGUUCCAUCCGAUGUUGUGCCCGCUGUGGCGGAAAAGUUACGAUGAGAUCGAAUAAGGUCGUCUGGGUAUGUAUCCUCUGUCGCAAAAAACAAGAACUGUUGGGCAGGACCGGUCAGUGGAUGAUGGGCGGCACCAAUACUGAAACGGACAUUCCUCAGAUCCAGCAGGCACCUUCCGAUAAGAGACCCAAGCUGGAGAGGGCGCACUCCGCGGCUGAAAAGGAAAAUCAGCCCCUGCAGAGGUCGGGCAGCGUAUUGAGGAGACAGUACUCGGAGCAGGAGCCUCGCGCGCCCUCCUGUGAGCGAUACCAGCAGUUCAACGAAGAUGACCCCAGGUACUACCAGGGGGAACUCGAGGGGCUGAUGAGGACCCAUCCCCAUCUCGUGCCAAGAAGGUAUCCAGAUCCAGAACCAGAUCCAUUACCGAUGGAACUCUCCCAGCAGAGGGUCCCAUCCGCAGCAAGUGCCAAUAAAAAACACAAACGUAGCGGUUCAACAAAGAAACAACACCCUCCUCCACAAGUGCAAUUGCCUUCCUACUCUAGUUCCGAAGAAGAUCUCAAGUCCACGCCGGAAUACGGCAGCGACGAGAGAGACAGCGAAAAGGGGAAUAACGGUGAAUGGCCCCCACUGAGCCACUAUAUCGUGGCGCCCCAACACCGACCUCUGCAAGACGUGACAGCCGAUAACAGGUGCUUUACCGAGAGAAGAAAGAAGACCGUUCGAUUCGACCAGCACGAUGGUAGACAGGGUUCGCAAGACUCCCAUAGAGACUCGGGCAUAGACACGUCUUCCACAUUCACCUCCAGCGAGGACUCCACCCGGGGAGAUUUGCCCAAGCACCCGCUAUCAUGGCAAGUGUCGGCGGAUGGCACGAGGAUGAUCGGACAUAUGAUAUUAAGGAGGAAUUCCAGGGACACCACCGGCUCGAGUGCUGCCAUUUUGGGACUGAAAGUCGUGGGUGGGAAGAUCUUGGAGAACGGCAUGAAGGGGGCCGUUAUUGAGAAAGUUAAAAAGGGCAGCAUCGCCGACGUGGAGGGACAACUAAGGCCAGGAGACGAAGUGAUAGAAUGGAACGGAAGAUCCCUACAGGGCAAGUCGUAUCAAGAAGUUGCAGAUAUAAUAGCUGAGAGUAAACAGGAGGCGAAUGUUGAACUUAUUGUCUCCAGGAGUAUGGGUAGUCGAAGAAUUGCCCAGGCCAACUGGAGGCAAUCUGUUGCUCACAGAGGUCAAAGCGGUGGACAGUGGCAUCCAGAAACAGAGAUUUAUGAGCGUCCCCACGUUCUAGUCACGUCGCCGGGCAGUCCGGAGCGACAGGAACCGGCACAGGCUCUGGCACCGAGCGUCGGAGGGCGCGUCCAGAUCCGUCUGGGGUUCGACCCCUCCACACUGCAGCUACUGGUGACGAUUGUGUGCGCCUCGGGCCUCACGCCAAGAUCCCCCCAGCAACCGAGGAACCCCUACUGCAAGCUCUUCCUGCUGCCCGACAGGUCGGAGAAGAGCAAGAGAAGGACCAGGACGCUGGCGGGCACCACGGAGCCGAUGUGGAACCAGACCUUCGUCUACUCGGGUCUUCGUAGAGCAGACCUCCGUCUCAGAGCUUUGGAGAUCACCGUUUGGGACUACGUGCGGUACGGCGCCAAUGACUUCCUGGGGGAGACCAUAGUCGAGCUCUGGCCCCUCGACGAGCAACCCACUUGGAGGACCCUGGGACCCCACGAAGAAGUCGCGUUGACUCCAAGUGAACAUCUGUCUCCUCCUAGCACGGGUUCGCGGUUCUCCGACAGCGACACGCCGUCCGAGUGCGAGAUAGAUGGUGGCAGGGAGCGAAGGGGUGCCGAUGGUGCCAGUGUGAGUAGUGUGGGGAGCUCGGCGAGCCCUCCCCGAGAGACGGAGAGGAGGUCCAGGAGGGACCAGGAAAUGCAGCCGUGCAAUCAGGGAUAUAAUAACAGGCGGGGCGGCAUGGCGAAAGAGCGCUCCCACUCGGCGGCCCCCUGCGACUCGCCCAGCAUACACAUGUCGAGGUCUCGGUCGAAGUCCCCGCGGCGGUCGACCACCGACCACCGCUCCCUGUCGCCGCCAGACGUCCGGCUGUCCGAAUACCCGCCAACCACCUACAAAAUCUCCCGCUUCCAAUCCCGGUCGGCCACCGCUACGCCGACGGGGUCCCCUAAGAAGCGACAACUUCCCCAAGUGCCACACGCCCUAGCUCGCGCUUUGCAGGAGCGGGUUGCCCAGGACCUGGACGACCGGUCCAACAGGAACAGCAGGAUGAGGUAUGUCCACACGUACAGGAGCACGGGCUCCGGCUGGGAGCGCCGGUACAGUGGAUUAAGUGAUAGUGACCUCGCCAAUCACACCCGGUCCACCAGGAGGUCCUUCUCUCCGGAGAGGGACAGAGACAGGGACCCUUUAGGACUCGUUGACUUUGACAGUGAUAUGGAGUCGGUGGCGUCGGUGACCAGCAGCGCCUUCUCCACGCAGUCGGAGAGGCCCAGGGGCACAACGAGGACCGUCAGCACUGAAUACGGCGGCUAUCCCGCUUACCGCAGUAUGCCAAGAAACGCUAGAGAACGAGAACAAGAUGUUCGAGAACCCAUAGAACCUCUAGAUCCACACCACGAUUAUCACCCCCAUCCAAACCAUCACUAUAAUAACCACCACCAUCAUAGAGAGGCUAGCGUGAAGAGGGGACAGUUCACGAGGAGUCUGUCGAAUACGGAGCCGCCACCAGACGAGAAGAUAGAUGGUAGUCUAAGCGAUACAGCUGUUGGUCAACUGCACGUACUGGAAGCCCCCCAAAAGGAGAGCAGCGGCAGGAAAGAGAGCCAGAGGGACCGCGAGAGGGACAGGCAAGCCCAGUUCGUGGGCUUGAGCAAAAAAAGCAACUCCACCAGCCAGCUGUCGGCCACAGGUCGGAAGCGAAGGAUGGGCUUCGGUAAGAGGGGGAAGACCUCCUUCACGGUUCAUAGAUCAGAAGAGAUACUGCCAGGCGAUGUUCGGUUGUCGAAACAAGGCUCGUCGGCGUCUAGCGACGGAGAGGGCUCUGCGGAUGGCGACAGGUGGUCGCCUUCUCUGCGUCUCGCAGGUGAAGGUGGUCAGUUGGCUGAUUUUAUAGAUGGUUUAGGUCCUGGGCAGCUGGUAGGAAGGCAAGUCUUGGGGGCGCCAGCACUUGGAGACAUCCAGCUCUCCCUGUGUUACCAGAAAGGCUUCCUGGAGGUUGAGGUUAUCAGAGCCAGAGGUCUCCAAGCAAGACCUGGGUCUAAGGUGUUACCAGCCCCAUAUGUGAAGGUGUAUCUAGUGAAUGGUAAAAAAUGUAUAGCUAAAGCGAAAACUUCGACAGCUCGCCGAACAUUAGAUCCAUUGUAUCAACAGCAAUUAGCAUUUAGAGAGAAUUUUCAAGGCUGUAUACUUCAGGUGACGGUAUGGGGAGACUACGGACGGAUCGAGGGAAAGAAAGUAUUCAUGGGCGUAGCGCAGAUCAUGCUGGACGACCUGAACCUCAGCAACAUCGUCAUAGGCUGGUACAAAUUAUUCGGCACCACAUCCCUGGUUAGUGGACCCCCUUCUCUUGGUCUAUCUCGUCGCAGCUCCGUGGCUAGUUUAGAUUCCCUCAAAUUUUAA